This is a messenger RNA of Gracilinanus agilis (Agile Gracile Mouse Opossum), 927 nucleotides long. It is a transcript of the gene NPM2, whose product is annotated as nucleophosmin/nucleoplasmin 2. The record is from RefSeq and is a predicted model, not a curated record. Gene Ontology annotation, cellular component: nucleolus; nucleoplasm; cytoplasm. Lineage: Eukaryota; Metazoa; Chordata; Mammalia; Didelphimorphia; Didelphidae. The transcript is spliced from 8 exons. The coding region runs from base 1 to 927 and encodes 308 amino acids. Gene Ontology annotation, molecular function: RNA binding; chromatin binding; histone binding. Gene Ontology annotation, biological process: chromatin remodeling; positive regulation of DNA replication.
AUGCCUCCAACGAGUGAAAGCAGCAAGACUGAAAAGUCCUUGGCCCUGUUCUGGGGCUGUGAGUUGAGCCAAGAGAACCGCUCUUAUACCUUUGAUCCUUUGGAAGAUGGUGAUCAUAAAUUAAUUCUGAAUACGGUAUGCCUAGGGGAGAAGGCCAAAGAUGAGCUAAAUAUAGUGGAGGUCAUACCACCCCCUGAUGAGAAUGGCAAGAAGACACCACCAGUUCCCAUUGCCAUGCUGAAGCCCUCAGUCCUACCCAUGGCCAACAUUUCAGGAAUGGAGCUCACUCCCCCCAUCACUUUGCAUCUUCGGUCAGGCUCAGGGCCAGUCCACAUCAGCGGCCGUGAUCUUACUGUGACUUUAGACCUGCCCUGGGAGGAAGGAGAGAGGGAUGAGGAUGAAGAGGCCAGUGAAGAGGAAGAAGAGGCCAGUGAGGAAGAAGAUGAUGCUGAUGAAGAUUCUGAUGAGAUAUCCCUGGAGGCUUCUCCACCUAAAUCAACCAAGCGACUAGCUUCCAACAGCCAGGCUAGUGUCGCAAAGCCUGGUGCCGAGAGGCCCCAGUGUGAGACCCCUUUCUCUCUUCUUAGUGCCCCAACCCUGAAGAGUCCGGAAUCAAAGGUCUGUCCCCCAGUGGAGAAGUUUGUGGAAGAAGAGAAAAAUGCCACGGCCCGUUCCCUGCCCCUUGGGGAGGCUCUGGCGUGGCUGGCAGGUUGGCCUGGACCCCCGGCAGAGGUCAGCUCUGGGCUGCUGAAAUGCGGCUUCCAGUGGCCAGAGCUCCCCGGGCCGCCUCCCAGUUCGGAGCGACGCCUCGGCACCCGGCGCCUGUCCUCUCCUGAGGAGUGGAUGCCAUCCCUUACUUAUCUCCGUUUCCCCAAAUUCUCCUCCCUUUCUUUCAGAAGUCUCCCAUCCGAGGAGGCGGGCUUUUGA